Peronospora matthiolae is the source of this 1485-nucleotide messenger RNA. The record is from the annotation of a GenBank genome assembly. Lineage: Eukaryota; Oomycota; Peronosporomycetes; Peronosporales; Peronosporaceae.
AUGGCCACCGUCGCUGUGGUCGGCAGCGCGCCCCACGGCGUCUCCAACGAGACACGCGCACGCGCAGACGCGCUCAAAGCACAAGGCAACGACGCGCUGGCGCAUUUCAAGGUGGCUGCAGCCAUCGAGCUGUACUCGCGAGCCAUCGAGCUGGUCCCGACGGCGAUCUUUUACGCCAAUCGCGCGGCAGCACACGUCAAGAGCGAGAGCUACGGGUUGGCGAUUGACGACGCGUCGGCAGCGAUUGCACUGGAUGAAGGAUACGUAAAAGCUUAUUAUCGACGUGGAUCGGCCGAGCUGGCGCUAGGACAUCACAAGAAGGCGGUGCGGGACUUUCGUCGCGUUGUGCGGAUGAAGCCGCAGGACCGAGACGCGCGGGCGAAGCUCAAGCUGUGCGAGAAGAUCAUUAAAGAGGCGGCGUUCGCGGCAGCCAUUCAGUCGGAGCGUAAUUUGCCGCUCUCGGAGACAAUUGACGUGAAUUCAAUGGUGGUGGACCCGUCGUACGACGGCCCGCAGCUCCCGGAGGACGUGGCACAGCUCAAGCCGGACUUCAUUGUAGCCCUGAUUGACCGGUUCAAGCGCGGGAAGUUGCUGCACCGCAAGUUUGUGAUCCAGAUCUUGCUUAAAAUCAAGGAGAUGCUGUGUGCUCUUCCCUCGCUGCUGCGCAUCUCGCUUCCGCGUGACAAUCCGGAUGCACACUUUACCGUGUGCGGCGACACUCAUGGCCAGUUUUACGACGUGUGCAACAUCUUCUCGCUCAAUGGACUGCCGAGCGAGACGAACCCUUAUUUAUUCAAUGGCGACUUUGUUGAUCGAGGCUCGUUCUCGCUGGAGGUGGUAAUGACGCUAUUUGCCAUGAAAAUCGUGUAUCCACAGCACGUGCACUUGCUGCGCGGGAACCAUGAGUCAAAGAAUAUGAACAAGAUCUAUGGGUUCGAGGGCGAAGUGAAGCACAAGUACGAUGAGACAGUCAUGCAGCUCUUCACGGAGGUGUUCAACUGGCUACCCCUUGCGGCAGUGAUUGAAGACAAGGUGCUUGUUGUGCAUGGCGGUCUGUUCUCGGAUCAGAAUGUUACGCUAGCUGAUAUCGAAAAGAUCGACCGUAACCACGAGCCGCCUGAAAGUGGACUCAUGAGUGACUUGAUGUGGAGCGAUCCUCAGCCAUUCCCGGGUCGCGGUCCCAGCAAACGCGGCAUCGGUCUUUCCUUUGGGCCUGAUGUGACAAGCGCCUUCUUGCAGCACAACAAACUUGAUUUGUUGGUGCGCUCGCAUGAGGUCAAGGAUGAGGGAUACUUAGUAGAGCACGACGGAAAGUGCAUCACAGUUUUUAGUGCACCAAACUACUGCGACCAGAUGGGCAACAAGGGCGCGUUCAUUCGCUUUGGAACUGACAUGCAGCCCCAGUUCACGCAAUUUGUGGCGGUGGAACACCCACCAAUUCGGCCGAUGGCAUAUGCCGGUAACAUGGGCGGUAUGUUCGGCUAG